AUGGCCAAGUUCGGAGUGAGGGUGUCCACAGGCAAGGCUUUCGGGGCAGGUACGUGGGACAGCGUGUCUAUCAGCAUCGUGGGGACCCUGGGAGAGAGCCCUCGAAUGCGCCUGGACCACUUGGGCAAGGAGUUCGCCGCGGGAGCGGAGGAAGACUUCGAGGUGACACUGCCCCAGGACCUGGGCCCAGUGUUGCUGCUGCGCGUGCACCUGGCGCCCCCUGCGCUGCCCCGAGCGCUCGGCCUCCCGGCUGCAGACGCCUGGUUCUGUCGCUGGAUACAGCUCAAGCCGCCCCGGGGCGCCCCACUGCGCUUCCCCUGUUACCAGUGGCUGGAGGGACCCCGGAGCCUGGUACUGCGGGAAGGGGCAGCCAAGGUCUCCUGGGCCGACCAGCACCCAGCGCUCCAGCAGCAGCGUCAGGAGGAGCUGCAGGCCCGGCGCCAGCUGUACAGCUGGAAGACUUACGCCCCUGGUUGGCCCCGCUGCCUUGAUGAAGCGACGGUGAAAGACCUGGACCUCAACCUCAAAUACUCUGCUGCCAAGAGUGCCACCUUCUACCUCAACCUCAACUCUGUGCGUGCAGAGCUGAAGAUCAAGGGGUUGCUGGACCGCAAGGGGCUCUGGAGGAGUCUGAGGGAGAUGAAGAGGAUCUUCAACUUCCGCAAGACACCGGCCGUUGAGUACGCGUGUGAGCACUGGCAGGAAGAUGCCUUCUUCGCCUCCCAGUUCUUGAAUGGCCUCAACCCUGUCCUGAUCCGCCGCUGCCGCCACCUCCCAAGCAACUUCCCGGUCACUGAUGCUAUGGUGGCUCCCGUGCUGGGCCCAGGGACCAGCCUGCAGGCUGAGCUAGAGAGGGGCUCCCUGUUCUUGGUGGACCACGGCAUCCUCUCUGGCAUCCCUACCAAUGUUAUCAAUGGAAGGCCCCAGUUCUCUGCAGCCCCCCUCACCCUGCUGUAUCAGCACCCAGGCCAUGGACCCCUGGUGCCACUUGCCAUCCAGCUCAGCCAAACCCCUGGGCCUGACAACCCCAUCUUCCUGCCUAGCGACGACAAAUGGGACUGGCUGUUGGCCAAGACCUGGGUGCGCAACGCUGAGUUCUCUGUGCACGAGGCCCUCACACACCUGUUGCAUGCACACCUGCUGCCCGAGGUCUUCACGCUGGCCAUGCUGCGCCAGCUGCCCCACUGCCACCCACUCUUCAAGCUGCUGAUCCCACACAUGCGGUAUACCCUGCACAUCAACACGCUGGCCCGCCAGCUGCUCAUUGCUCCGGGGCAGGUGGUGGACAAGUCCACAGGCCUGGGCAUUGGAGGCUUCUCAGAGCUGAUACAGAGGAACAUGGAACAGCUCAACUACGCCACCUUGUGUCUGCCCCAAGACAUCCACUCCCGAGGGGUUGAAGACAUCCCCGGCUACUAUUACAGGGACGAUGGUCUGCGGAUUUGGGAGGCUGUGGAGCGCUUCGUCUCAGAAAUGGUCAGCACCUACUACCCGAGUGAUAUGUCUGUUUGGGAGGACAGUGAGCUCCAGGCAUGGGUGAGGGAGAUCUUCUGUGAAGGCUUCCUAUCGCGGGAGAGCUCAGGUUUCCCCUCCUCGCUGGAGACCCGGGAAGCCCUGGUGCAGUAUGUUACCAUGGUGAUAUUCACCUGCUCAGCCAAGCACUCCGCUGUCAGUGCAGGGCAGUUUGAUUCCUGUGCUUGGAUGCCCAACCUGCCGGCCAGCAUGCAGCUGCCCCCACCCAAGUGCAAAGGCCAGGCCAGGCCAGAGGGCUUCAUAGCUACCCUUCCACCUGUCAAUGCCACGUGUGACAUCAUCAUUGCUCUCUGGCUGCUGAGCAAGGAGCCGGGAGACCGGAGGCCCCUGGGCACAUACCCCGAUGAGCACUUCACGGAGGAGGCCCCACGGUGCAGCAUUGCCGCCUUCCAGAGCCGCCUGGCCCAGAUCUCCUGCGACAUCAGAGAGCGGAACCGGGGUCUGGCACUGCCCUAUACCUACCUGGACCCCCCGCUCAUCGAGAACAGCGUCUCCAUCUAA
Messenger RNA from Ochotona princeps (American pika), 2034 nucleotides. It is a transcript of the gene ALOX15B, whose product is annotated as arachidonate 15-lipoxygenase type B. Gene Ontology annotation, molecular function: arachidonate 15-lipoxygenase activity; protein binding; iron ion binding. The transcript has 14 exons. Bases 1 to 2034 code for a protein of 677 amino acids. The record is from RefSeq and is a predicted model, not a curated record. Gene Ontology annotation, biological process: linoleic acid metabolic process; lipid oxidation. Lineage: Eukaryota; Metazoa; Chordata; Mammalia; Lagomorpha; Ochotonidae.